This is a messenger RNA of Trichobilharzia regenti, 3693 nucleotides long. The record is from the annotation of a GenBank genome assembly. NCBI's taxonomy places the organism in Eukaryota, Metazoa, Platyhelminthes, Trematoda, Strigeidida, Schistosomatidae.
AUGCCUGCUGGAAUGCGAUUACCUCAAGGGCUAUUGCCAUCCAUGGAAUCAAGUGAGAAACAAACUUCCAGGUCUGGCAAUGCCUGUAGCAAUGGUAGUAAUAAUAUUAACUGGGAAGAGGAUCGGACCACCCCACAUAUCAAUAAAUCGGUCGGCAGGACUCAACGUAUCAAUGGUAAACGGGAUUCAUCGGUAUUGGAUGUGAGGAAAGAAAAAGCUCUUGAGAAGACUAGACGUCAAGGUGGAGUUUACUGUUGUAUUGAUAGCUGUUCCAAUGUUUACGGCCUAAAGUCAAGACAAGGUACACAUACUGCUGUCUUCGCUAUAAAAAGACAAUACAGACGUCGUAUUAUUUCGAAUGGAUGUCCUGAAGUCACAACAGAGAAUGGCUCUAGUGACAGUGCCGCUGCUGUUGCUGCUGGUGGUGACGGCGUCAGCGGCAACGGUAUUGCUUCCCCUGCCACUAAUCAUAAUCAACUAGUUCGUGUUAAACGGAAAUAUCAUCGUUCUAAUGCAUUUUCAAAAUUAGCUAACAUCAGUGCAAAGAGGGCUUAUACUCGUGGAAAAUCAACCUCCAGUUUGACUAGUGCAAUUUCCAGUCAAGAUUUAAUCAAAGAGUAUCAAGGAUUCAUAGAUAAGUUUGCGAUUCCAACGCAUUUGUAUGCAUAUCUUGCUGAACGUCAUCGUGAGCGUCGAUUAUAUGCUUAUCGUAAUCUCAGUUAUCUAAUGCCUGCUGCUACUGGCAAACGGUCACCACCACGUCCACGUCCAUCUCUCGAAGAGAUUGUUAACCGAUUAAAACAAAAUUGUCUACAGAAUCAAUCAUUAGCAUCUAGUAAAGCAUUGAAGCUUGAUCAUUCCUUAUUACCUCCCGGUGAAUGGCCUCAGGAAUUAGAAAUCAUUUUUGAUGGAUUUUUUGAUAGUGAAAAAGAAUUGGAAUGGGUCACUGUAAAUGCUUCUGUCAGUUUACGUUUACGAUUCGGUUGGGCAUGGCGGCGUAAAAUGUGUCCAAGUGAUACAGUUAUCAAGAUAACUAAUCAUCCAAUACGCAUGAAUUGUUAUAGUCAGUCAACUGGUUAUAGUACAAUUAUCAAUACUCACGCCAACAACUCAGGUUCAUUAACUAACAACACGUCAAAUGGCGGCGGCGGCGGUGGUGCUCAUGAGAAAGAUGAUAAACGUAAACAGUUGACAAAUAAUAAUAAUAAUAGUAUUGUUAAUGCGUGUCGUUUCUCUUUAACUCAUCUACUCGAUGAAGUUCAAUGGCAAGCGUCUGGUAGUCGAUUAACAACUAUUCAACUAGAAUUACAUGUUUCUGCUGUUGAAAAACGCUUGUUAAAACGUCCAGAUAUUAUAAAUAGUCCGAAUGGCAUCCUAUCAAGUAUGCCAAUGAAUUCUACUCCUACUCCUACUCCUCCUCCUACUACUACUAACCAGAAUAAUACUACAUUACAAUCGACGUCUACGUCUACUACGCCGACAACAUCAUCUCCAUCCUUAUCGUUGUCACUGGGGAAUCCAAUAAGCCGUAAAACUGGUUUAAGUGUAGCCUCUUAUCCUGUGCAUUAUGUGACGGCUCCUUUGCCUUUGAUUACUACGCCUUACAAUUUCAAUACCUCUAGUGCACUUCGUCAAUUUCAUUUAAUUCCUGGUUAUUAUGAACUAAGACUUGGUGUGGAUUCAUCAGAAACUAAUGAAUCGACUUACAGUACUACUAAUACUACAAGUAUACCAAUUAAUUUUCCCCCAGUUAUUGGACAAGUCGAUAACACAUGUUCUGGUUCAAUUGAAUGGAAACGUAUACGAUUUCCUAAAUCAUCUACUGCUGAAGAUGAAUAUUCUCGUUGGCCACGUCUACGAUUCUCUGUUGUAUGGCAUAAAAAAUCAAUCGUGAAAAAUGAAAACAUUUCAUCAUUAUCACGAUUAAUAGAAACGCGUAGUCAAUAUAUAAAGAAUAAUACUAGUAAUAAUAAUAAAUUUAAUAGUAAUCAUACAGAUUCCCCCGUGGAAAGUGAUCGAGUUUCCUACACACGAUCCAUGACAAAUUCUUUGAGUCGUGAUUCAAUCAAAUAUGAAAAGCAUCAACUGAACCUAUCUGCAAAGAGUAACAAUAGUAGUAGUCCUACAACAAGAGUGUCAACAACAGAAUCUCAUAUUACAAAUGGUAUAAAUGGUAAUCAUUUAAGCAAUAGUAUAGAUCAAGAUAUAUCAUUAUCAUCAGAUCAUGCAAAUGAAAUGAAUCAUUCGCAAUCAUCGAUUGUUCCAGUAGCAGUUGGCGGGGGAGGAGAAAGAGCAGGAGGAGAACUAGAAGUCAGUCAGCAUACAGCUCCAACAAAUUCACCAUUUCCUGAUCAUCCGAUAUCAUUUGCUUUUGUAUAUGGAGAUAAUUUAUCCCAUUGGUGUAUAUCUACUGAUCUAAAGUGUCCAUGGUGUUAUUUAGAUUGUUCUAGAGCUGGCAAUAAAGGUAUUGAAGCCUUACUUAUUCAUCUUCGAAGUAGUCAUGGAAGAUUUCGUUUCAAGGCUAAAUGGAAUUCAACACGGAAUCAAAUAAGCCUACAAGUCACUUUAAAUGAUGCUUAUGAUGGUUCAAAUGAUUGUGGAUUACGUAGAUGGUGUAUUGGUGUAUAUAAAAAUUUUAUUAAACGAUGUCAUCUCAUUACACCGAGUCAGUUAUUUGUUAAUGGUUGGAUGAAGACUGAUAAUGAUCCUAGUGAAAGUAAUAAUAAUAAUAAUAAAAUUAUUAAAAAGGAAGACAAUUCAGAUUAUCAUCAGUAUUCCUCUUCAUCGAACAGUCAUAUUAAGGCUAUACUACGUAUUCGUUGUCCAAUUCGACGUUUCCCUUAUACGCAUAUCAUAUUUUGGCGGGGUGCUGAACUUUGCACUAGUAGUAAUGAACUUGUCGACUCAACUGUCUCUGUACAACCUAUGCUUGUUGGACAUAAUCGUGUCUAUUAUCAUACAACAACAACACAACCGAUUCGUGCCUGUGAAAUUCAUGUAGACUCAGAUGAUGAUGAUGCUCCAGAUUGGUUACGUCAACAUUAUCAGCGUAAAGUGGAAGAAUUCAGUGAUGUAAAUCAGGGAGAAAUCAAAGUCAUGGAAUUAUGGAAUUAUUUCCUAUUAUCUAUUCGUCCAUCCAUUUUAAUUGUUAGUGAUAUUCAAGUAGCAAUUUUAACAUGUCAAUUCAUUCAUAAAUAUUAUCGUUUAAUACAUUCACGUCGAUUACGUGCAAACCUCAUACUACACUUAAAUAAUCUUAUCGAUUAUGGUUUAUUAUCAUGUGAACAUUUAUUUUACUUAAUACGGAUAUAUGAUCAAUUUGUUAUGAAUGCUACAUCAAAAAGUUUCCUGCAACAGAAUCAACUUGUUGCUGAUAGUAGUAUUCAAGCAUUAUCAGCAUUAUUAACAGCAUCAGGAUCAGCAUCAUCGUCGUCCUCGUCUUCGUUCUCGUCGUCGAUGUCGAUAUCAUCAUCUUUGUGGCCAUCACCAUCAGCAACAAAAAGAACACCUCCGCCUUCGUCUCUGCCUCUGUCUACUGCGCUGAUUAAACCUGAAGAAUUAAAUCAUCAUCAUCAUCAUCAUGCGAAUAGUAAUAAUGGUCAUAAUAAUAAUAAUAAUAAUAAUAAACGUAGAGAGAUGAGAAUUCCACCGCCACCGGUGUUCGAGGCAUUGAGGAUGUCGUUCACUUCAUGA